Molecule: messenger RNA, 2061 nt
Organism: Zea mays
Lineage: Eukaryota; Viridiplantae; Streptophyta; Magnoliopsida; Poales; Poaceae
Exons: 2
Coding region: 260-1441 (393 amino acids)
Source: RefSeq, a predicted model, not a curated record
GACUACGGUUACUACCGUUCCGCUGUGACCGGGUCUCUUGCGUAUACUCCCACGACUCGCACUACUCCGUAUUGUACGCACCACUCUAACGGCAUAGUGUGCGCACCACUCAAGGACCCAGUCCUCUCGGUGCCCAGUUCAUGUAAUCUAUAUAUGCACCGUGAGUUAUCAAUACAGAGAUUGAGUUCAUCGUAUUCAUUCUACAUGGUAUCAGCCUUCUUCGUUCCUACAGCAAUCCUGUGUCUCACCUUCCACAUCAAUGGCUCACUCCCCACUCCCCUCCGAUGACUCCUCUGAUGACGAGCUCGUCGUUCCAGCACCCGCUUCCGUUAUCCAAAGCAUUCCCAUCCGCCAGCACGUUCCUGUCGUCCUCGACAUGGAUGAGGGGAACUAUGGGCAAUGGCGAUGCUUCUUUGAAUCUGCGCUCGGAAAAUUCGGCCUCACCAGCCAUGUUCGUUCUUCCACCCCAUACCGUGACCGUCCUGGUGAAUGGCGCAUGGUGGAUUCCUGUAUUGCCAACUGGAUCCUCACCACAGUCUCCAAGGGCGUCUUCGACAUCAUCCGUCGCGACUGCAAUGACGCCUUCUCUCUGUGGCACGCCAUCGAAGACCUGUUUCAAGACAACGAACUUCAGCGUGCUGUGUACCUUGAAGCCGAGCUGCGUUCCCUGCAGCAAGGCGACUUGUCGAUGAAUGCCUACUGCACCAAGUUGAAGCGUCUCGCCGAUCAACUUCGCGACAUCGGCCAUCCCGUCUCCGAACCCAGUCAGGUGCUCAACCUUCUUCGCGGGCUCAAUCCAAAGUACCGCUACGUCAAGCCCGUGAUCACCUCCAAGUUCCCAGCGCACACCUUCAUGAGCGCUCGCUCCUUCCUCAUGCUUGAGGAGGCCAGCAUCGAACACGAUGUCGCCGUUGAGGCCACCCACGCACUGACUGUCACACAUGGUGACUCGUCCAGUGCUGUUCCUCCAUCUGCAUCUUCUGGCACCAGGGACAACUCCUCCUUCUCCAACACGCCACGCCAUGACAAUCGCUUCAACGCUGGUAGCACCUCCCGUUCUACCAACCGAUCUGAUCGCAGGCGCGGUCGUGGCAACGGCGGUCGUGGACGCUUCAACAACCAGUCUGGACCAUGGACAGCAGGUCUCAAUCCAUGGCAAGGCAUGGUUCAGGCAUGGCAAAUGCCUUUCCGUGCACCCGGAGCAGGAGUUCUGGGGCCACGCCCGCCGUUCCAACCUCAGCAAGCCAUGGCAGCCUAUCAUCAGCCACCUCCUGCAUCUACCGGCACCUUCGACAACAGCGCUCUUUAUGCGGCACUGCAGGCUGCCGCAGUUCCAACUCAUCCGCCCAACACUACUGACUGGUACUUCGACACCGGUGCGACGUCGCACAUGUCGUCUUCCCCUGGAUCUUCCUUCCAAAGCGGAGAUUCUCCGAUGUGAGAGCAAUGGCGAUCUCUAUCCACUCCGUCUUCCCCACCAGCAUGCUCUCACUGCAUCCUCGAUGGCGUCGUUAUGGCAUCAGCGACUGGGUCAUCCUGGACAACCAGUCACCUCCCAUAUUUUAAAAUCCCUGUCUUUUCAAUGUAAUAAAGCUGAUGCUCAUUCCUGCUCCUCUUGUCGAUUGGGCAAACAUACUAGAUUACCUUUUCGUGUUUCUGAAUCACGUUCAUUUUUCCCUUUCCAACUAGUUCAUUCAGACGUCUGGACAUCUCCUUGUUAUAGUUAUUCCGGAUAUAAAUAUUAUGUUAUUUUUCUGGAUGAUUAUACACAUUAUCUUUGGAGCAUCCCCCUCCGCAACAAAUCUGACGUUUUUCCUACUGUUAGAGCGUUCAUAUCUUAUGUUCAUACUCAAUUCCACCUCCCUAUUCUUGCGUUUCAGACUGAUAACGGUGGGGAAUAUGAUUCUACUGCUAUGCGUCUUCUUCUGUCAUCUCUUGGCACCCAACUACGUCUUUCUUGUCCAUACACAUCCCAGCAAAAUGGGAAAGCUGAGAGAAUACUUCGCACUGUCAAUGAUUGCCUGCGUACACUACUAAUCCAUAGUGCAGCUCCUCUCGCAC